AUGAUGCACCAGUACGUUUACUUUCUUAUUUUUUUUAAUAUUUGUACUUCAUAUACCAAUACAGUCAAUACUCAAACAAAGCCCUACACAGUUACUAAUGUUGCGACAAGAACUUGGACCGAAGCAAUUAUUCUUGCUAAAGAAUUUGUCGCGCAAAUGACUUUAGAAGAAAAAUGUAAUAUGACUGCAGGUGUUGCAGGUCAUUGUGCUGGUUUUGUUACACCUGUUCCGCAUCUUAAUUUCGGUGGACUUUGCUUUCAAGAUUCACCAUCAGGCGUAGGUGAUGGUAUUCAAUUUUCCACGGCUUUUAUUGCUGGUAUUCAGAUUGCAGCUACUUGGGAUCGUGAUCUUUUCUAUCAACGUGCAGCUGCCAUUGGUCAAGAAUUUCGAGGAAAGGGAGUUCACUUUGCUCUAGGACCUAUGAUGAAUAUUGAUCGAAAUGCUUUACACGGUCGUAACUGGGAAGGAUUUGGUGCUGAUCCAUAUCUUACAGGUGAAAAUUCAUUUUAUUAUGUACAAGGACUUCAAGACCAAGGUGUAGUAGCUACUGCAAAGCAUUAUAUUUGCAAUGAACAAGAAUCUAAUCGUACUUAUCAUCCUAAAAUUGGUCCAAGUCAAGGCUAUUCAGCUAAUCUUGACGAUAAAACAAUGCAUGAAAUUUAUUUAUGGCCAUUUGCUGAAAGUGUUGCUGCUGGUGCUGGUUCUGUCAUGUGCGCAUACAAUCAAGUCAAUGGAACACAAGCAUGCCAAAAUAGUAAAAUCUUAAAUGACCUUUUGAAAGGUGAACUUGACUUUCAAGGCAACGUCAUGUCCGAUUGGGGAGCUACAAAAGUUGGAAUACAAUCGGCAUUGAGUGGAUUGGAUAUUGAAAUGCCUGGUCAAGACGGAUUAAUGGGCUAUGCUCUUCUUCAAGCAAUACGAAACGGAUCAGUCACAGAGGCUAAAAUAAAUGACAUGGUGAUUCGUAUUUUAGCACCUUAUUAUUUGCUUGGACAAGAUCUUAAUUAUCCACCUGUCAAUUUAAAUUAUGAUGUGACAAGAGACCAUUAUUUACUUAACCGACAGCUUGGCACUGCCGGUAUAAUCUUACUUAAAAAUACAAAUAAUACGUUGCCGUUUAAUAGAAAUACCGAUAAAUAUUAUUCUAUUUAUGGAUCGGCGGCAAGUCGUUAUAGUGAUGGUGUUGAUCCACAUGGAUUAGACGGACUCGAUGGUGCUCUCUAUCAAGGUGGUGGUUCAGGUUACGUUCGUUCAACUUAUUUCAUUGAUCCUCUCACUGCACUUCUAAUUAGUGCUCGUGAUUUUCAUCUUCAAAUUCAAUACAUUAUUGAUCAAGAUGAUUAUGUUGCCAUUAACCGUUCGUUAGAGAAUAGCGGGUUUUUAGAUGGUAAAUGCCUUGUUUUCAUCAAUGCUUGGUCAUCAGAAGGACGUGAUAGGCAUAAUCUUUUUGCUUAUCAUAAUGGUGAUAAUCUAGUGAAGACGGUAGCUGCUCGAUGCGCUUCAACCAUUGUUAUUGUCAAUAGUGUUUCACAACUUAAUCUCGAAGCUUGGAUUGAUAACUCUAAUGUCACUGCUGUUGUUUGGGCAGGUUUACCAGGUCCUGAAUAUGGACAGGCCAUAGUUGAUAUUCUCUUUGGUAAUUAUAAUCCAGGAGGCAAAUUAGUCUUUACAAUAGCCAAGAAUGAUUCGGAUUAUGGUACCAAUAUUACUGAGACAUAUAACUCGAAUUACACAGAAGGUGUCUUCUUGGACUACCGACAUUUUGAUAAAAAUAAUAUUACACCAAGAUAUUAUUUUGGCUAUGGACUUUCUUAUACGACAUUCUCUUUUUCAACAUUGAUUAUUGCAAAAAUUAGUCAAGAAAAUACAAAUGUACACACAUCGUAUAGACGCCGUCGUAUAUCCUCCUAUAGUAACAGAGCUUUACUAAAAUUCUAUGAGCCUCUUUAUACCAUAACCUUUAUUGUUACUAAUACUGGUAAUAUGAAUGGAUCUGAAGUUCCACAACUCUAUAUUGGAUUUCCAGACGAAGCAGCACAACCCCCAAAAAUUUUGCGUGGUUUUGAACGAGUUUACUUGGACGCAGGUGAAUCGAAGAAGAUGACUUUAGCAUUAACAUCAAGAGAUAUUUCAUACUGGAAUGUUAUCAAUCAAAAAUGGAUUGUUGCAUCUGGAAAAUAUACAGUUUGGAUUGCAACAUCGGCCAAUAAUUCUGAUAUUAAACUUGACGGAUUUUUUAAUAUUUAA
Molecule: messenger RNA, 2247 nt
Organism: Rotaria socialis
Lineage: Eukaryota; Metazoa; Rotifera; Eurotatoria; Philodinida; Philodinidae
Source: the annotation of a GenBank genome assembly